Molecule: messenger RNA, 2551 nt
Organism: Physeter macrocephalus (sperm whale)
Lineage: Eukaryota; Metazoa; Chordata; Mammalia; Artiodactyla; Physeteridae
Gene: SEMA3G
Product: semaphorin 3G
Exons: 16
Coding region: 1-2319 (772 amino acids)
Biological process (GO): semaphorin-plexin signaling pathway; negative chemotaxis; neural crest cell migration
Cellular component (GO): plasma membrane
Molecular function (GO): chemorepellent activity; semaphorin receptor binding
Source: RefSeq, a predicted model, not a curated record
AUGGCCCCCUCAGCCUGGGCCAUCUGCUGCCUCCUGUGGGGCCUCCUGCUCCGCGGCGGCAGCCUCAGCCCUGGCCCCAGCGUGCCCCGCCUGCGGCUCUCCUACCGAGACCUCCUUUCUGCCAACCGCUCUGCCGUCUUUCUGGGUCCCCGGGGCUCCCUGGACCUUCGGGCCCUCUACCUGGACGAGUAUCGGGACCGCCUGUUUCUGGGCGGCCGCGAUGCCAUCUACUCUCUGCGGCUGGACCAGGCGUGGCUGGAUCCCCGGGAGGUGCUGUGGCCACCGCAGCCCGGACAAAGGGAGGAGUGUGUUCGCAAGGGAAGAGAUCCUUUGGUGGAGUGUGCCAACUUUGUGCGAGUGCUGCAGCCCCACAACCGGACCCACCUGCUGGCAUGUGGCACUGGUGCCUUCCAGCCAACCUGCGUCCUCAUUGCCGUUGGGCAUCGUGGAGAGCAUGUGCUCCGUCUGGAGCCCCGAAGUGUGGAAAGUGGGCGGGGGAGGUGCCCACACGAGCCCAGCCGUCCCUUCGCCAGCACCUUUGUAGGAGGGGAGCUGUACACAGGCCUCAAUGCCGACUUCCUGGGGCGUGAAGCCAUGAUCUUCCGGAGUGGGGGUCCCCGACCGGCCUUGCGUUCUGACUCUGACCAGAACCUCCUGCACGAGCCCAGGUUUGUGAUGGCCACCCGGAUCCCUGACAACUCCGACCAGGACGAUGACAAGGUGUACUUCUUCUUCUCGGAGACAGUCCCUUCACCUGAUGGAGGCCCGGGCCGUGUCACUGUCAGCCGCGUGGGCCGCGUCUGCGUGAAUGACGCAGGUGGCCAGCGGGUGCUGGUGAGCAAAUGGAGCACCUUCCUCAAGGCCAGGCUGCUCUGCUCCGUGCCUGGCCCUGGAGGUGCCGAGACCCACUUUGACCAGCUGGAGGACGUGUUCCUGCUGUGGCCCAAUGCAGGGAAGAGCCUGGAGGUGUACGCUCUGUUCAGCACGGUCAGUGCUGUGUUCCAGGGCUAUGCCGUCUGUGUGUACCACAUGUCUGAUAUCUGGGAGGUCUUCAAGGGGCCCUUUGCCCACCAAGAUGGUCCCCAGCACCAGUGGGGGGCCUAUGCGGGCAAGGUACCCUUUCCUCGUCCUGGUGUGUGCCCCAGCAAGAUGACCGCACAGCCAGGACGACCCUUUGGCAGCACCAAGGACUACCCGGAUGAGGUGCUGCAGUUUGCCCGAGCCCACCCACUCAUGUUCCGGCCCGUGCGUCCUCGGCAGGGUCGCCCCGUCCUCGUCAAAACCCACCUGGCCCAGCAGUUGCGUCAGAUCGUGGUGGACCGUGUGGAGGCAGAGGAUGGGUCCUAUGACGUCAUCUUCCUAGGGACUGACUCAGGCUCCGUGCUCAAGGUCAUUGCCCUCCAGGUGGGGGGCCCUGCUGAACCUGAGGAGGUGGUUCUGGAGGAGCUCCAGGUGUUUAAGGUGCCAACACCCAUCACUGAGAUGGAGAUCUCCGUCAAAAGGCAAAUGCUGUACGUGGGAUCGAGGCUGGGCGUGGCCCGGCUGCAGCUGCACCAGUGUGAGACUUACGGCAGUGCCUGUGCAGAGUGCUGCCUGGCCCGGGACCCGUACUGUGCCUGGGAUGGUGCCUCCUGUACCCGCUACCGGCCCGGCAGCAGCAAGCGCCGGUUCCGCCGGCAGGACAUCCGGCAUGGCAACCCUGCCCUGCAGUGCCUGGGCCAGAGCCAGGAGGAGGAGACUGCAGGACUCGUGGCGACCACCACAGUCUACGGCACAGAGCACAACAGUACCUUCCUGGAGUGCCUGCCCAAGUCCCCCCAGGCCUCUGUGCGCUGGUUCUUACAGAGGCCAGGGGAAGAGACGCCUGACCAGGUGAAGACAGAUGAGCGCAUCCUGCAAACGGAACAGGGGCUGCUGUUCCGCAGGCUCAACCGCCUGGAUGCGGGCACCUACACCUGCAUGACGCUGGAGCACGGCUUCUCCCAGGUGGUGGUCCGCCUGGCUCUGGAAGUGAUCAUGGCUGCACAGCUUGACACUCUGUUCCCCUGGGAGCCGAGGCCAGAGGAGCCUGCAGCCCAAGGAGGCCCGGCCUCCACGCCCUCCAAGGCCUGGUAUAAGGACAUCCUGCAGCUCAUCGGCUUCGCCAACCUGCCCCGGGUGGAUGAGUACUGUGAGCGUGUGUGGUGCCCCUCCCGCAGCCGAGGCCGCAGCAAACAGGCCAAGGGCAAGAGCUGGGUGGGGCUGGAACUAGGCAGGAAGGUAAAGAGCCGGGUGCAAGCCGAGCGUAAUCGGACACCCCGGGAGGUGGAGACCACAUAGAAGAGGGAGGAGGAGGGCGUGGUCGGGAUGGGCCCAGUGGCCAGCAGCAGCCCCCAGCCUCUCCCACCCACCCAGCUAGGGCAGAGGGGGCCAACAUGCCUGAUUGCCUCUUAGAGAUGGGAAUCUCUGUCCCCAGACCCCUACCAGGCCACCCACAGGAUAGGCUGGGGCCUGAUGGAAGGCCUUGUGUCCUGGGCCUGUUCCCUGCCCCUCUCUGUGCUCUCAGUCCCAG